Molecule: messenger RNA, 1327 nt
Organism: Branchiostoma belcheri (Belcher's lancelet)
Lineage: Eukaryota; Metazoa; Chordata; Leptocardii; Amphioxiformes; Branchiostomatidae
Product: 3-keto-steroid reductase-like
Exons: 4
Coding region: 95-400 (101 amino acids)
Biological process (GO): cholesterol biosynthetic process
Cellular component (GO): endoplasmic reticulum membrane
Molecular function (GO): 3-beta-hydroxysteroid 3-dehydrogenase (NADP+) activity
Source: RefSeq, a predicted model, not a curated record
CUGUAUAACAUCUCCAUGGAGCCUGCAGGGUUCCAGGCUGUGGUGCAGGCUGCUGAGGAACACCCAACACUGGAGGAGCUGAGGUACUCUGGGGAUGGAGUUCCUGAGGGAGCGGACACCACAGCCAGCUGUCUGGUGCUCGCCUGAGUUCCCAACAUGGCGACCUGCUCUGUACAUUUCCUCAGCUCAGGUGUGGCUGUCCCGACAGGUGCCCUCCAGUCUGGACCCCCUGUGUAAGUACACCAGCAGGUGUAAGGUGUGGGGGACGGCCUACGUGGACAGGGAGAAACUGGACAUCGACCUGCCGACAGCCGAGCAGUUCUACCAGAAACUCCUGCAGCUAGAAAACCACUUCAGGGAGAAGUACAGGGAGGUCAGGUCAAAGAUCAGGGGUAAAUGACAGCUGAACUAGGUCAGAGGUCAAGUUAGUCUUCUCAGGAGUGUAUUUGUUACCUUUGGUUGAACUGUGUCCUAUCAUGAAUGUAACAUUUUACAGAAGUAUGACACAAGAAAAGAGAUCAGAUGGGCAAAUACCCAGAACAAUUUAGGACAAGACUUUCAGUUCUGAACAUCCAUAACUUACUGUGGACCAAUUAGAUGAAUAAUGUUAAAUAAUUUCAAAAAACAAGUUUGUUGAGUAUUAAAUGAACAGUCUGAGAAUUAGCUUUGAUAUCCAUAAAUAGGUUUAAAUGAAUAUUUCACCUCAAGGCACUGGUGUUCACAAGAAUAACUGAAUUCUCUGUAAGAACUUAACACGGAAUUGUGAAAGACGUUCAUAGUAUGCCAAAAGUCAGUCCCCAAAGGAAUUUUAUUUUGUAUCCAGGCAAUACGGUAUGUUCCUCCACUGGAGUGCCACAAUAAUUCUUCUGUCACAUGAUGCUUUUUACAGAUCGUUCCACUUUCUUAACAUUACAGGAGUAUCAAUAAAUUGUAUGUAUUACUAAUUAAAUAAAACUUCAAGCCAAUCACAUAGUUUAGUGUCUUGUAAACUGUAACAAAAUGCACAUACCAUACUUAACUUUAACAACUUUUGUUUGUAUCACUUUAAGCUCAGUUUUAUUCACUAAGUAUACAAGUACCUACAUUCUAUAUAAGAUCACCCCCUAUUGUAAAAUACACUCUUCCAAGGCCAAAAUGGUGGUAGGCAGAAUGAAAGUCGAUUCCAAAAGUAGAAGGAAGUUUUCUGGGGACGUCCAUGAAGAAAGUUAGUACAGAUCCGGGCAAUUUUUAAAACAAAUUGUACUGUCUGUCUUCUGUAACUUUACUUAGCUAGUGCAUCAAUUUCAGAAGACACGGAAUUUAAGACCCCCCCCCAUCCGUAGGUGGU